This is a messenger RNA of Cricetulus griseus (Chinese hamster), 2843 nucleotides long. NCBI's taxonomy places the organism in Eukaryota, Metazoa, Chordata, Mammalia, Rodentia, Cricetidae. The record is from RefSeq and is a predicted model, not a curated record.
GGAACUAAGAGCAUCUCUCCACGGGGGGCUCGAACGGGCGGCUGAGGAAGCAGCACUUCCGCCCAUUGGUCACAACCGACCUCAGUGCUUCCUGGCCCCGCCCACACCCAGUCGCCUGUCACUGCGAGAGCGACAGCUGUGUUAUCUCGUGGGCACCUGAGCUUCGGUCUGGCCCGGCACCGGCCUGCGGAGGAGCCGCAUGUCUGAACUUGCAGAUGUCUCAGCAUGGUUGAGAUAGAAUGGGCCGAGGCCCAGCUCUCAGAGUUAGACCUCCUGGCCAGUAUGUUCCCUGGUGAGAAUGAGCUCACAGUGAAUGACCAGCUGGCAUUAGCAGAGCUGAAAGACUGUAUUGAGAAGAGGACAAUGGAGGGACGGUCAUCGCAAGUAUACUUCACCAUCAAUAUGAACCUGGACUUCUCCGGGGAAGCAAUGGAGAUGUUUUCUCUGUCUUGCAUUCUUCCCUUUAAGUACCCUACAGUCCUGCCUGAGAUUACUGUCAGAUCAGCAUCGCUGAGUAGAUCCCAGCAGACCCAGCUGAACACAGAUCUGAUCGCAUACCUGCAGAAGAACUGUCUUGGAGACGUCUGUAUACUGAACGCCACAGACUGGCUUAGAGAGCAUGCCUCUGACUAUGUCAACAGAGAUACCUCACCUUCCCCUGCCAAGGAAAGCCCAGCCCAGCCCGUGGAUCUCACCCUCACCAGGCUCUGGAUUUAUAGCCAUCACAUCUACAACAAAUGCAAAAGAAAAAACAUUCUGGAGUGGGCAAAGGAACUGUCCCUGUCUGGGUUUAGCAUGCCUGGGAAACCUGGUGUGGUUUGUGUAGAAGGCCUACAAAGUGCUUGUGAAGAAUUCUGGUCAAGACUCAGAAAACUAAACUGGAAGAGAAUUUUAAUUCGCCAUCGAGAAGACAUGCCUUUGGAUGGCACAAAGGAUGGAAUGGAGAAACAGCGGCGAUUUGCCAGUUUUGAAGAAAAGGUAUUCAGUGUCCAUGGAGCCAGAGGAAACCACAUGGACUUUGGUCAGCUGUAUCAGUUCUUAAAUGCCAGGGGCUGUGGGGAUGUUUUCCAGAUGUACUUUGGUGUGGAAGGACAGUGACUGAGCAAAGGGGCUGUCGGACCUGUGGAGUCCCUGUUCCUCCUUUGAUUAUGUCUUCUCAUUCUUUCUCAAAUUUUAAUUUUAGUUCCAUCCUAGAAUGUUACAGAGCAGGCUGGAGAAAUGGCGUAGAGGUUAAGAGCGUUCACUUCUAUCACUACCGGCUUAAGUUCAGUUCCCAGCGGCCAUGGCAGGCAGCUAGUGGUGGUCAUCUGUAACUCAUACCUUCAAGGUAUCUGGUGGCCUCUGUCCUGCACACGGGUGCAUGCACAAACAUACACACAUACAUGUACUCAGGGCAUCAGAUUCCAGAGAGCUGGAGCUACAAGAAGUUGUGAGUUGCCCAGUGUGGGUACUGAAACCAAACUUGGGUUUCUGCAAGAGGAGUGCAUACUUUUAACCACUGAGCCGUCUCUUCAACCUGGUGGAAAUUCUUGACAUGAACUGGACAUGAUGGUACAUGCUUGUAAUCCCAGUACUUGGAAAGUAGAGAAAAAGAGGAUCUGGAGUUCAAGGCCAGCUUGGGCUACAUAAGGCUGUGUCUUAGAAAACAAAAAUAAAGUAUUCACAGAAACUUCUGAAAGACAAGUUAUAUGUCUUUCAAAGGACAUAUGAAGGCAGUUUUGAUGGUCCAAUUUGCUAGGCAUUUCCGACACCCGUCUGCCUUUACUGAGGAACCUGGGAAAGCUGUCUGCCCUUGGUCUCUGUUGAAACUAUAUCCGGCUAUAAAUUGCAGCUGCAGGAUUUCUGGGGAUUUAUUUGCUUCUCUUUCGCCAUGAAUCUUGAAGUGAUGGCAGCAACAGGGAAGGAUGGCCCAAGACAGCUGCAGAGGUGCCAUUCCCCCUUACCAUCCGGGGACCAACAUCAAUCCCUGGUGAUCUUCAGGCCUUUGGAAUAAAAUGAAUUUUCUUAUCACUCAUUUAUUCAUUCACUUAUUUAUUUUGUGUAGCCCAGGCUGUCCUUGGACUCACAGAGGUCCUCCUGCCUCUGCCUCCCAAGUGUUGGGAUUAAAGGUGGACGCCACCAUGCCCAGCCAAUCAGAAUUUAAGGCUGUUUUAAAACAGCAAGGACAGAGGUUGGGGACCUUGUAAUCACAGUCACUCAGUUUCAGGAUGCCAGGGCUCUGCAGAGAGACCCUGUCAUAAACAAACAAACAAAAACAAAACCCAGAAGUGCUAAUGAUGUCCCAAGUGGAAAGUGCACAAAAUUUUCAGAAAACUGCAUCACUGGAACUUCCUUCAGUCUUUGAACAAGGCACCGAGGCCGGGUGAAUCUGUGUCAUGUCCUUCCAGCAUGGUGGACUGCAGGUCUCCCGUUCCUGCCACUUGGCUGUCUUCUUUGCUCCUUGGCAAUGUGCCGGCCUUCCUUCCCUCAGGUGGCUUCCCUCCAGCCGAUGCAGAAACCGUCUUAGUUUUCUUUUCAUAUUGCAGAUAUCUGGACUCAAUCACUCUUCCUCCUUGUACUCUCCUUCUUUUUGUCUUGUGGGAACCAAUGGCUGGGGAUUUCCCUCAGGCCAAUUUUCUGCCUUCCACUCAAAGGUGAGCUUCUCAGGGCCCACCGCCCGCUGGGAAGCAGGAGGACACAUAGGAUGGGAGGGUGUUCUCUGCAUUGAGAGUGCCCGGUCAUAAAAUGAACUUUUAAAGUCUCUGUGAUUGUUAUCAGUAACCAAAAGUUAAUCUGUCAAACCCCCCACCACCAAAGCUUUGACUUUGAAACUAUAACCUACAAAAAUAAAUUGUUUUUCCUCA